Messenger RNA from Amorphotheca resinae ATCC 22711, 1798 nucleotides. RefSeq lists its product as hypothetical. Gene Ontology annotation, biological process: protein folding in endoplasmic reticulum. The transcript has 2 exons. The record is from RefSeq and is a predicted model, not a curated record. Gene Ontology annotation, cellular component: endoplasmic reticulum. The coding region runs from base 94 to 1662 and encodes 522 amino acids. Lineage: Eukaryota; Fungi; Ascomycota; Leotiomycetes; Helotiales; Amorphothecaceae. Gene Ontology annotation, molecular function: misfolded protein binding; protein-folding chaperone binding.
ACAUUUUGGCCCAUUACUCCUCCUUUUGCUCUCUCUUUGUUCCCAUCCCGUUGUUGGCGGUACACUCUCUCGGGUUGACUUCUAAAGUCGCUCAUGAUGAUUGUGAAUCUGUCCGUGUUGGCGUUUGCCGCCACCAUACUGUCUGCAAAUACUCUUGUCGUUGCGCUCUCAGCUGGGGAUAUCCCCUCGGACACUCCUAUAUCAGCUCUCCUUGCUUCCGCCAACUCACAUCUGGCAAAGGGAGAGACGAACGAUGCUCUCACCUACUACGAUAUCGCUAUCUCCCGCGAUCCCCAGAACUACCUCACGUACUUCAAGCGUGGGGCGACCUAUCUCUCUCUCGGACGGACUGCCCAAGCGUCGCAGGAUUUCGAUAAGGUUCUCGAAAUGAAACCUGGCUUUGAGGGGGCUCUUCAACAACGUGCAAGAAUAAAGGCCAAGGGCGGGGAGUGGGAGGCGGCGAAGAGGGAUUAUAUUGCCCAUGGCAAUUCGAAAGAAGAGUUGAGGGAGCUAGAGGAGGCCCAAGGGGCCGCCGCGUUGGCAACUAUUGCGGAGAAGAAUGGUGACUGGGAGGAAUGUGUCUCCCAAUCUGGGGCUGCGAUCAUGGUAGCAAGCAGGCUGUUAUCAUUACGCAAGACGAGAGCUCAUUGCCGCUUCGAACGAGGCGAAGUCCAGGAAGGCAUGAGUGAUCUGAAGCACGUUCUACAGAUGCAGCCAGGUUCGACGGAGCCUCAUAUGCAGAUCUCUUCCAUCACAUUCUACUCUCUUGGAGAUCUGGAACCUGGAAUGGAGCAGCUUCGGAAAUGCCUGCAUUCUGAUCCCGAUUCUAAGAGCUGCAAGAAGCUAUACAGGCGGGAGAAGACUCUCGACAAACAACUGACCCAGGUUAAUAAGUAUUUCGAAAAACAUCAAUACGCUUCUGCUCUCAAAGUCCUACUCCCGUCAGCCGAGGAUUCGGGCCUCGUUCAAGAUAUCAAGGACGAUGUGAAGGAGUUACGCGAAGCCGGUACAAUCCCAAAGCACGCACCCAACAAUCUUGUUGCCCGCGUUGUUGAAAUGGUUUGCGAGGCUUAUCAUGAGACGAAAAACUACAAGAAAUCCAUCCCCUGGUGCGAGGAAGCUCUGACAUACAAUGAGCACUCCCUAUAUGGCCUUCUUUCAAAGGCGCAGGCCCAUAUGACAGCCGAAAACUUCGAGGCUGCCAUCUCGUCUCUCAAUACCGCUAAAGAGCAUCACCCCGGGGCGCAUCAGAUCAACCAAUUGCUCCAAGAUGCACAGAUUAAGCUCAGACAAAGCAAGACCAAGGACUACUAUAAAGUCCUUGGAGUCCCACGGGAUGCAGAUGAGCUGCAGAUCAAGUCAGCAUAUCGGAAAAUGAUCAAAUUGCACCACCCUGACAAGGCGCGCAAAUCGGGCAUCUCUAAGGAGGACGCAGAGAAGAAAAUGGCAUCGAUCAAUGAGGCGUACGAGGUACUCAGUGACCCGGAGCUGAAAUCGAGAUACGACCGUGGUGAUGAUCCAAAUGAUCACGAGCAGCAGCGCCAUAACCCAUUCCAAGGCAAUCCGUUUGGCGGGGGCCAUCCUUUCGCACAACACAGCCAUGGACAUGGAGGGCAGUUUAACUUCAAAUUCGGAGGAGGCGGGUUUCAGUUUGGGGGUUGAAAGGGCGCUUUUUUGGGUGGAUUUUCUGGCGUUCGGGUUGACGGUAGCUCAACACUUUGGUUACCUUAAAAGAGACAAGGGCCUAUGUACAGUAUAAACGGCACUGGGUGUACCCAGAUAUGAUUACACUUUCAUG